Molecule: messenger RNA, 576 nt
Organism: Macroventuria anomochaeta
Lineage: Eukaryota; Fungi; Ascomycota; Dothideomycetes; Pleosporales; Didymellaceae
Exons: 2
Coding region: 1-576 (191 amino acids)
Source: RefSeq, a predicted model, not a curated record
AUGCGUGGGUCCUUACGGCGACUUAGGCCAGCACUGUUCACAGGCCAUCGAAGGUUGGCAUGUAACGAAAGCAAAUCCAAAACAGAGUGUCCUAGCAAAGCAGCGGCGGCGACUUUGUCGUUGUCAUCAACGCAGUUCUGGAGCUCAUCGCCGAUAUGGAAACGAGCAGGUAUCAACACUCUCCGGUGCCUCAUUGGUUGCACAGCUGGCGACUUCUCAGCUAUGUGGUACCUGCAGACUUUCCAUGCAGACCUUGGAUUAUCGACGAUCAUGGCGUUAUCCAUGGCCUCUGGUAUCACCACUUCACUACUCCUUGAAACAGCUCUGCUCCGUCUGGGCCGUGACCGCUUAUCGUGGAUCGCUGCUGUAAAGACUGCUGCAGGCAUGAGCAUAAUCUCUAUGGUCACAAUGGAGGCUGCUGAGAACGCUGUUGACCUCCAUCUUACCGGCGGCAUGGUCCAACUCGAUUCACCCGCCUUCUGGGCCGCUGCACUCCUCUCCGUGGCUGCAGGAUUUUUGGCGCCACUUCCUUACAACUACGUUCGAUUGCGAAAGUAUGGCAAAGCUUGCCAUUGA